Messenger RNA from Astyanax mexicanus (Mexican tetra), 3342 nucleotides. RefSeq names its product CAP_GLY domain-containing protein. Gene Ontology annotation, molecular function: protein binding. The transcript is spliced from 16 exons. NCBI's taxonomy places the organism in Eukaryota, Metazoa, Chordata, Actinopteri, Characiformes, Acestrorhamphidae. The coding region runs from base 112 to 2418 and encodes 768 amino acids. The record is from RefSeq and is a predicted model, not a curated record.
CCUGAGCCACCACUGAUCACAGGGCUUAUUAGAAGAGGCCAGGAAGAUCACAGUGUACCUUCCCCCUGUGCUCUAGUCUAGCUUGAACUUUACUUUGUGGGAUCUUCUGCCAUGUCGGUUGGUUCUUCCUCCGUGACGGAGCACCAGCUCAGUGAGUUUCAGAGUGCUGUAGGUGCUGUUGAUGGCGUUGGUGUGGAGGGGGAGAUGACUAAAGAGGAAGUGCUGAGGGAGUCUUCAGAAGGAGACGCUGUGCUGGAAAGGUACAGCGUUGUGUCACACACUGCUGCUCGGCCUGUUAUUCACCAGGUGGCGUCAGCACCCAUGCCCACUGAUUCCGACUUCUCUUUCUUUGACCCCACUGACCCACAGUGCAGGGAGGUUCUGCUGGACCCUCAGACCAGCGUGCCUGAACUGUUUGCGGUGCUCAGGCAGUGGGUUCCACAAGUGCAGAAGAACAUCAGUCUGAUAGGUAACGAGAUUCUGAAGAGAGGCUGCGGGGUCAACGACAGAGAUGGACUUACUGACAUGAGCCUGCUCCAUUACUGCUGCAAAGCUGGUGCACCUGGUAUCGGUGAUGCAGAGAAUGCAGCAAGCUUUGCCCGGAAGCUGUUAUCUCUUGGAGCCGAGCCGUCGCUGCGCAGCCGCUGGACCAACAUGAGUGCCCUGCACUACGCUGCGUACUUCGAUGUUCCACCUCUCAUCCGCGUUGUGCUGCAGGCGAGCCAGCCAGGAGAGGUGGACGCCACCUGCAGCGAUUUUGACUUUGGGACUGCCCUGCAUAUUGCUGCCUCUAACAUCUGUACUGCUGCAGUUCGCUGCCUCCUGGAACUUGGAGCCAAUCCUGCAUUUAGGAACGAUAAGGGUCAGUGUCCUGCAGAUGUUGUUCCAGAGCCUCUGGACAUGCCUCUGGAGAUGGCAGACGCUGCAGCUCAGGCCAAGGAGUUGCGGACUCUGUUGCGGGAGGCGCUGCCAAGACCCAGCGCCCCGCUGCCCGUCCUGCCGGGGCGACCUCUGAGCCUCCUCACAGAAAAGGCCCGCUCACAGCUCUCCAGCAUGGGCAUCUGCCUCGGUGACAAAGUUAUCAUCGCUGGUCAGAAGGUGGGCACGCUGCGGUUCUGCGGCAGCACAGAGUUCGCCGGUGGCCUGUGGGCUGGAGUGGAGCUUCAGCAGCCGGAGGGAAAGAAUGAUGGAUCAGUGGCAGGAGUCCAAUACUUCACUUGCCCUGUCAAACACGGAAUAUUCGCUCCGCUCUCCAAAAUCACUAAAUUCUCAGAGCGUCUGCGACCCAGCCCCCGGCAGCCCGCCGCACCCGUCCGCCCCCCUCGCCACAUCGACCUCGCCAGGGUCAAGUCCAAGGUGGACACAGGUUUAGGAUCUAUAAGGGCAAAGUCCUUACCCGUGCUCGCAGAGGGUCUGGAUGAGCUUUUGGACGUUAAAAAAGGUGCUCUCUCACGGAGCUGUUCCACGUCCUCCUCUUCACUGGACUCAAGACAGGCUCCUGGCCGACGGCCUCCUCUUCCUCUUCCCCGACAGAGACGCCCCCUACGGCCACGGCAGGAGCGGACCACCCCCAGCGCCAGAUCUACCCCCGUACCUGCUUACCGCUCACUCAGCAGCACACCACAGCCUGGGGCGCCACGCAGCAGGACUCCCUCAGCCAGCAGCUCGGUCUGCGAGCUCCCGGAAAUGCAUCUAGGGGAGCGGGUUCUCGUGGUGGGACAGAGGACGGGAGUGGUCCGCUUCUACGGCAAGACCAGCUUCGCCCCAGGCUUUUGGCUGGGGAUUGAAUUGGAUAAGCCCAGUGGGAAGAAUGAUGGUUCAGUUGGAGGAGUGAAGUAUUUCAGCUGCCCUCCUAAACAUGGAGUAUUCGCCCCGCCCUCUCGAGUACAGCGAAUUCACGGCUCUGUGGACUGCCUGUCAGAGCUGACCUCCUCUCGACACGCCUUCACUGGAAUCCGCCGCAGUUUUAGCACUUCUUCAGCCAUCGCCGCACAGCGGGAGCCGAACCGGAAAAGUCAAGCUAACCGUCAUUCGUCCGGCGUGCGGCGGCGCUGGAGCACGCCGAGUUCUGGCUGGGGUUCGCUCAGCUCAGCUGGAGCGUCUGCUCGAGGGCCCGGCAGCGUGGGAGGGACCACCAGCUCCUCUGGCUCGGACGGCGCCGUCAAACUGCACCUGGGCAUGCAGGUCCUGCUCAGCAGCGCCAACGAGAUGGGCACCAUCCGCUACCUUGGCACCGCCGACUUCGCCCCUGGCCUGUGGCUGGGCCUGGAGCUGCGCAGUGCGAAGGGAAAGAAUGACGGGUCGGUUGGCUCGCGCCGCUACUUCAGCUGCCGCUCUGGCUACGGCGUCCUGGUGCGGCCGAGCAGGGUCUCCUACAGAGGCAUCAAUGGAGCCAAGCUGGUGGACGAAAGCAGCUGAGACGGGAGAUCUUCCAAGCGGGAGGCUCUCGGCUCGAUCGGCUCUCGGCUUUCCGAUUCCAUCUGUCUCUCACUCCAUCAAGCUUCUUUAUUCUCGUAGCAAACAAGCAGCUCUCUGGCUGGGAUUGACGGCGUCGCUGAUGGAGAGACAAAAGACUGAGGAUACGUGCCAAAGUGCGAGGUGAAGCACUUUGGAAGCACAAAAAAUAAAGAGACAGGGUCAUUAGUCGGCACUGGAGUGUGUGUAAUGAGGUGCGUUUUUUUCUGUGCGUUUGUUUCUUGGUUAAUAUGAAUGUUUCUGUUGAAAUGAUGAUGAAUGUCAGGUUAUUUUGUGAUGAAUUGUUCCUUUCCCUUUAAAUUUUGAAGCGAAAAGUUCUUGAAAAGGUCUUAGAUAGAGGUUAGAUUCUGAUUCUGCAGUACAUGAUCAGUAGCAGUUUCUAAGCACUUUAAAUUUAAGUAAAUUAUAAGUAAACGCGGUUUAAGACAAUGACUUUCCAUAAAUGUGACUCGCAUUUAAUGUUGACCCUGUUCACACCUGCUGUUAAUAUGAUGGAUCCUGGCUGGUCUGAUCACAAAUGAGCGCCAAAACUUAAAGCUGUUCACACCUGACAAUUUGUAUACAUCUCCUGUAAGCAUCUCCUGUGGAUGUCUCACAUCAUUCCAACUGUAGAAGUUUUCUUUGCCAGUUUUCAGUUUUCUCAGCCCAAUCCAAGAUCCGUUUGUGCACAGUAUCAAACUUUAUACAUAAGCUUGUUAUCAUAGCAUGCCCAUCUUAAUUAACUCAUGCAGUCAGUUGUUGGAUGGUGUGGUUGUGCCCAACAACACCAAGCUAAUGGUUAAAGAUUAUAAUCCUGGCUGGUGCACAAGCAAACUAGCUACCUAAGCUGGAUUUGGGCUGAGAACUGCAAAAAAAAAAAAUGGAAAA